CUGCAUCUCUAGAUCGAUGUGUAUUAUAAAGUAACAAGCAUGUUGAUCCGCACUUGGAUUGGGCGGAAGAAAGCAAAUGCCCGAUCAAAUGCGUGCUCGGGGUAUUGACUAGGGUCCGCUCGGACCGAUAGGGGGGAGAUCUCCCCGCCCCGUCGGGCCCGCAGCCCUAUAUUAUGUUCGUGCCAGCCGAUGCAUCUGGUCAUGACUUCCGAUUUGAUUUUAUUUGGUUGUUCUGCUCUCUCAUCCGGUUCAUGUGGGAAUGGCAGCCACCACGGUCCUACUAAGUCCGCGCUCUGGACCAACACGAUAGGCCGACUAACCAAUGACCAAGAACCUCACCAUCGUGUGAAGAAGGCAGUGGUCGUGACCUGGCACUCAGUCCGUCUCACCUACAGCAAACCCAAGCAUGUAGCUCCGAGAGCUGCAACGAGUGGCGGUCAUGGGUAUCACCCGCAAUACAACGCCAGGCCGGCACGAUGGACCAGGGAAUCUUGAGAUCAAUUUUUGGC
Messenger RNA from Aspergillus uvarum CBS 121591, 509 nucleotides. RefSeq lists its product as uncharacterized. The coding region runs from base 202 to 495 and encodes 97 amino acids. The record is from RefSeq and is a predicted model, not a curated record. The transcript has a single exon. Lineage: Eukaryota; Fungi; Ascomycota; Eurotiomycetes; Eurotiales; Aspergillaceae.